AUGGUAGUAGCUGAUUACUACACUAAGUUCGUAGAAGCUUAUCCCAUACCUAAUGAGAAAGCAAGUACUGUGGCACCCAAACUAGUUGAAGAGUUUAUAUGUAGAUACGGGGUUCCAACUGACCAAGGAAGGAACUUUGAGUCACAGUUGUUUAAAGAAGUUUGCCAGAUCCUGGGAAUAAAGAAGACAAGGACGACGGCAUAUAACCCUAAAUCAGACGGUAUGAUUGAACGCUUCAACAGAACAUUGCUCGAUAUGCUUGUUACGCUAAUAGAGCCUGGAAAGAAUCAGCGAGAUUGGGACAAGUAUGUACACAUAGCUACAACGGCAUACAGAAGUUCAGUUCAUGAGACAUUAGGAGAAACGCCAAACAUGAUGAUGUUCGGAAGAGAACUGAAAAUGCUUUCAGAUCAGUACAUGAUCCAACCAGAUAUGGAAGUUGGAACAGACUACGUCGAGGAACUACGAGACAGGAUGGAUACAGUCUAUACAAGGAUUACUGAGCACAGUCAGAAGAAUCUCCGAAGACAGAAGAGAAACUACGACAAGAAGAUUACUGGAAGUAGUUACGAAGAAGGAAAUUUCGUUUGGUUACGAAAUAAUCAGAGACACAAAGGCAUCAGUCCCAAACUAAGUUACAGAUGGAAUGGCCCAUUCAAGAUUAAGACGAAGCUGUCUGAUGUGACAUACAGAAUCCAAAAGAGCCCUGGAACCAAGAUGAAGGUUGUACACUUUGACCGUUUGAAACCAUGUGAAGGAGACGAGCCUAAGGGAUGGAAGACAACUCAUACUAGACGGGAAGACGCUGGAAAUAAUGCCAGAGAGAUGGAGUCCAACUCUGAAGAGGUUGAUCAAGAUUCAACGCCUGACGUGACUGUAAAUAGAAGACAAGAAGAUACUCGACGCUAUCCACUGAGGAAUAGAAGACCCGCACAUUUCUUUUAUUAG
Molecule: messenger RNA, 948 nt
Organism: Strongylocentrotus purpuratus (purple sea urchin)
Lineage: Eukaryota; Metazoa; Echinodermata; Echinoidea; Camarodonta; Strongylocentrotidae
Exons: 1
Coding region: 1-948 (315 amino acids)
Biological process (GO): DNA integration
Molecular function (GO): nucleic acid binding
Source: RefSeq, a predicted model, not a curated record